Messenger RNA from Podarcis lilfordi (Lilford's wall lizard), 34124 nucleotides. The record is from the annotation of a GenBank genome assembly. Lineage: Eukaryota; Metazoa; Chordata; Lepidosauria; Squamata; Lacertidae.
AUGUUUGAGAGGGCCCUCAGCAAGGUGCCGUGUGGUGUGCCCCCCAUACUGUCCUAGGUGGGUGCCCCAAAGCUUAUCAGAGGGCACAGUAAAGAAUUGGGGAUGGGUGGCAGUGCGGAAAGCAGUGUCGCUGUAUCUGCCCAGUACUCCCUCACCCCAGCACUGUGAAGAGAAACACCUGGUGAGGCAGCUGCAAACACCCCCAUUUUCAUUAUCCUCAGUGUCUCACUCUCAGCAUAGGCCACAAUCACACCAUACUCUUAAAGCACUAUGAUGCCAUUUUGAACAGUCAUGGUUCACACACACAAUUCUGAGUGGUGUAAGAAUCUAUCCCUCCGCACAGAGGACUCUGGGAAUUGUGGCUCUGUGAGGGGUCUGGUAUACACCUCAACUACCCCAAUUAAAUCAGGACAUCCUGUUUUGGGCUGCCGUGUUCUCAGCAUGGCACCUAAAAAUGUGUGAGACCGUGGAGCCCAAAAACAUGUGUUUUGGGGGGGAAAUGUGAGACCACACCGGUCAUGUGACUUGUGUGGCAGUGCAGUUGGGGAAAAACACAUCCUGGUUUUCAAUCUCAACAUGUUGGAGGGUAUGGACUGGAGGGCCUGAGCAUCCUUAACAGAAUUCUGCUUAAAGCCAUGACUGCUUAAAGUGGUAUAAUAGUGCAUUAAAUGUAUGGCGUGAAUGUGGCCAUAUCGUAGGUAGGGCCCCAAGGCAUUGGAGAUCAUGAAGAUUGUGGAAGCAGCACUUCCCUUUACAACACGGGACAUAAAAAUGUGGGGGGUUUUUUGUUUGAUUUUUAAAAAGGGAAGCCAGUCUCAGUCAUGGUAGACCCUGGCAUUUGCUCUGCUCUUCUGGGUGCUGAUUCCAAGCCUCCACAUAUAUUAAACCCACAAAUGAUGCUUACUAACCUGCCUGAAAUGAGUUUCUUGUUUAGUUCUCUGGAAAUAUGUAUCUGUUUGUCAUCUUUUACUUUCCUCCAAGGGCCUUAGAGUAGAGUACAUUGGGCUCUCUUAUUUAUUUGUACAAUAUUCCUGUGAGGUACCUCAGGCUUAGUGAUUUGCCAGAGACCAGUGCUUAAACUACAAAGGACCAUAGGCGGCCUGGUCAUUCUCCCUACUUUUUGUGAUGGGUCCCUUAGCCGCACUUUUUAGAAGGCCACACUGUAGGUGGGGGGAUGAUUUGACUAAAAUUGGGGAAAUCCUUUGGUGUGGCCUCCUUUCUCCUAUCAUUUGAACACCUUGUCAUUUGAACACCUUGUCAUCUAAACAUCACAACACGAUAGCCAUUUGAUUUGAAUCUUGAUUUCUCCAACACACAACACAGUCUAGCCACUGUCCUAAACUAGCUUUUAAAGUGUAAAUUUACCUGCCUUCUCUGUUUUGGUUUAGUUUAAAAAAGUGAAACAUCACAGAAAAAGACAACAUAAAAAAAUCAUUAUAUGGAAUACGAAAAAUGGCAACAAUUUAAACAAAGGUAACAGCACAAUACUAUAAAAACAAAGAGGGGAAACUGUGAAUAGCUGAUCUUAAGAUAAAUUACUAAGCAGCAGUUUGUUCUUAAAGCUUGCUAGACUAAUAAGAUAUUUACUAAGCAGCUAAAGAUAAGUAGAGGAAGCCUAGCAAAUCUCUACCUGGAUGAAGUCCCACUUUCUCAGGGCAACCCUUAAAGUGAAUGUGAAAGUCAUCCUGCAUAUGCAUGAGUCCCAUAUGUAUGUUGCAGAGCCAUACAGGGAACCUGACUGCUAUCUGCCUUUGCCUAUGAAUGAGUUUGGGUUUCAGUAGAGAAGGUAACAUUUAAUUAUACCUUUUCCCCCCUGUUUCUACAGACAUUCCCAAUGGGGCUUGGAGAUGGACAGCUCUAUACCUGGACAGAUGGCUUGAAAAGAAAGGACUGGCAUGACUAUGAAAGUAUUCAAAAAGAUGCCAUGCGUUCAGGUGGGAUGUUUAGAGUAAAUUAGUAUUUAACUUCCUCCUUUACACACUGGGAUACCUUCCUUUUUCUUAUUCUUUUGCAUUAGGCCUGGCAAAGCAAUAUCUGCAGGAAUCUCUUUGGAAUUUAUAUAUACAUAUACACACACACACACACACACACAUAUAUCACAUUCCUAUGUUAUGUAGAAUCAGAAUCACAUGAAGAAUUAAGAUCACUUAGAAAUAGCCAUUUGAAUUGCCAAAACAAAACCUGUAUCAAUUGCAUUAUUUAGCAGGUGAUUUUUUUUUUAUUAUAGUGUUGUAAGUUGUAAAAGCUUUAACAAGAUCCACUUCUCCACAUUAUUAUCAAUUACUUUGAGGGUCUUUUUCCAGCUGCUUUGAUUUCUUCAUUCACUUGGAUCCCACUCCAAAAUACUUAGGGUGGCGCACAUGUGAGGAAGAUGAGGUUGUGGAAGAGUGACUUGCCAAAGAUCUCUUGGGGAAUUUGAAGCUGCAUCUCCCUAGUCAUGGUCCAGCAUUAGCCGCAUCAUUCUAGAACUGGUACAUCUAUAUCCCUCCCCCCCCCCCCGCCAAAGGGUUUACUCUGCCAGUUGUGUGAGAUCUGGCUCCUGGCAAGUUGUGGCCAGAUCACCAUCUCUCAGCCUAAAAUAUCCCACAGUGAGGAUGUUGGGGGUGGGGAGCACUGAGAUCCUUGGAAGAAGGAUAGCUUAAAAUGUAAUUUACAGUUGCUGUUCUAGCAAGACCAGAAAUACAAGUGAAGAGAAUACUUUGCAAGAUCACUUACAUUUUCUUUUUAAAAAAACAAAACCUCCAAACAUCAUCUGUUUGAUUAGCUACAUUUAAAUAUUCUAAAGUCUUGCUCCUAAUUUUGUCAUCUUCUAACCAAAGUUGUUUGUUGCAGUAAACAAAAGUCAAUCAUUUUAGUGCAGCUGGGGCAUCACAGCUUCAUUCUAAUGAGAAAUCAGUAUUAACCUAAAAAUAAUCCUUACUUGUAUCCCCUAAGGAUCGGAAUUAACAAGAGGAAUUACAUCUCUUGAUUGGGGAUUAGGAAUUUAUACUUUUCUCUCUUUUUUUAAACAUGCAAAAUCAUGUCAUGCUGACAACCACUUCACAAACACAGUUCUGAAAACACAACUUUGUGCAUCAACGUCAGUAGUUAGAUUUAGUGUGUCUGUUUCCCUGCGAAGGGCCUUUCCCCAAAAUUUUAGAGCCCUGAGUUUAAUCCACUGCUCUUUGGUGGUUAUGUGAUUCCUUGUGGUGCACAUGCAAAGAAAUGAACUCUUAGGCAAUGCAGUAAGUGGCAAUGUUACUUCUAGUUGGCCAGAGCAGUCACAGUGGCUCCCAACCAACACAUGGUACCAUGGGUUUCUAGCUUCUGGGAGCUAUUGUGACUGCUCUCCUAAGUGAUACUGCAUUGGCAUCUGUUGCACAGUGUAGGGGAUGCCUGAAGUCUUCUAGACCAAUGGCGGUUGGGGCACUGUCAGUUCACAAUGUAGGAGUAUACAAUGUAGGAGUUCACAAUGUAGGAGUAUAACUCAGAAUGUUAUUACACAUUUUUUUUGCAUGCAGUCUUUCCCUAAUUUUGUGCUUCUCUUUGGUGGACAUUGAAUUUUCCUUACAUAAUACUGGGGGCAAAUAGAAACAAUACGAUACCUCAACGUACCUGUUGCUAUUACACUUAGUGUAAACCAUGCAGGAGACUUUUUGAGAAGAAGUACAGAAAUGUAGCAAACAAACACAGGACAAGUAGUGCCUGUGACAAAAUGUUGCAUUGUAGAGUGCUCCUAUUCAUGGUCCAAGCCAGCCAACCAUGCUGCUUUUCAGGAUACUCCAGGCUUCCUCAAACCUGGCCCUCCAGAUGUUUUUGGCCUACAACACCCAUGAUCCCUAGCUAGCAGGACCAGUGGUCAGGGAUGAUGGGAAUUGUAGUCUCAAAACAUUUGGAGGGGCGAGUUUGAGGAAGCCUGGGAUACUCCAUCCCAUUUCCCUCCCCUACAGUUUUAAGAGGUGGUUUCUUGACAGAUAUUCAGCAUUCCUUGGUCACUGAAUAUCCUCAGACCUCAGUGUGUUCUUUGCAGGCUCAGAUGUUUCCCCUUAAUACUUUUGGUACUUUUAGAAACCUUGAGUUGCCUUUGAUAGUUUGCUCAGUAGGCCUGAUUUGGCUGUCAGAAAACUUUUGAGUUUACUAUUAUAGUGCUAGAUUUGUUUAGUUGCUGUUUCCGUGAUUGCAAACUAUACAAAGCAAAGGAGAAGAGGUCAAUAAAAAGCAACAUGGAUAGCUCAUCACCACUUUCCUUCCCACAUAAUUCUCAUCCAUUUCCAAAACCAAGCAUACUGAAGGCAGCACAUAUACUGCUAGAGCCAAUAUGGUGUUGUGCAAAGUGCGGUGCCUAUUACAGAAUGUCUCUUUGGUAGUAGGGAGCCCUUUAGUUGUUGUGGGCUGUAGACACUCAUGACUCAUGAACAUGAAAUUUAUUACAGUGAGAGACCAGCUUGUGAAACACAAAUGGAACUACAAUCCCAAUAGCAAAACAAACAUUUAAAACAAUAUACAACAAUGGAUUUUAAGUUUAAAAAUGCGAUAGGCAUAUAAACACAUAAAAAUUUCAAGAUAGACAACCUUAGAGAAAUGCCCCAGAGUCGCCCAUGGAUCCGAGUUUGGGAAUUUUCUUAACAAACUAGAUUGAGUAACUCUAUUCAAGAGAUGCAGGAGAAUGCUAACACACCUUGAAAUUGCUAUAUUUUAACUUUUUUGAUUAUAAAUCAUAUUAACACUUGCAGUCCACUUCUCACACACACACACCCAAACACCCACCCACCAUUUUAAUCAUGGAUGGCACUUCUGUACAAUUGUAGUAAAAUGGCCACAUCCGUAGUCAUAGAAUCAUAGAAUUGUAGAGUUGGAAAAGACCACAAGGGUCGGCUAGUCCAACCCUCUGCAAUGUAGGAAUAUUUUGCCCAAUGUGGGUCUCAAACCCACAACCCUGAGAUUAAGAGUUGUGAGCUAUCCCAACUGAGCUAUCCCAACAGUGAAGGAAGAUUAACAGAUAAAAAUUGAUGAUGAUGCUGGAGAUGAUGCAAGUCAACUGAUUUGGUAUGAAACCACACAUUGAGAAUAUGCAUGCAUCCAUAAGCACUACAAGCAUAGAUAAAAAUGGUACAAUUUAGCAGCCACUAGUGUGUAAUCCUUACAGGGCAUGAAUAGCUAGCUGCUAAAGUAACUGCUGCUCCAAGCUAGCAUUACAGUGUAUAAAGGAUUAAUCUUACUGCAAGGCCGGUACAAUAUUCUUGAAGCCAGUCCGAUGCCAGUGGGCAGACAGCAGUUCUUUUGAUGGCAGCCUCCGUUGCUUUGAGGCAGGGCUGACGCUUAUCUAGUCAGCUGUGCUGCCAGGUAAGUGUUCCAGCAUCAAUUAGAAAUCCAUUUUCAAGCAUCUGAUUUCCUCCAGCCAAUCCCAAGGCAGAUGGCAAGCAGCCAGCUCCAAAUGCUAAGCUUCUUCCAUUCCCAGAAUGCCAGUCUCGAUCCAGUGCCUUAUUGGCUAAUCUUAACAUAUGUUUUCUCAUCAUGCUUAACAUAUGUUUUUCUCAUGAAGUAUCAUUUUCAGUGUAAAGAGUCUAAUGUCAUAUAAUACAGAGCUGGUGUGCUUCCGAGUAUUUUGUAGAAGUGGGAAUUUCAGCAGUUGCAGCUUUUUAUGGCAAGUUGUCCUGACCAAAAUCCCCUCCUGUGUACAAUUCUUACUGGUACAGCAAUUCAGCAGGACAUGUUGUACCUUCAGGUUCAUCCUCAUGUAUGGAAUACUGUUUCCAAAUGGAGAAAUUAAAGACCUUGCAGCAGUCCCAUGAAGUCCACCAAAAAGCAUUUAUACAUGGUGGUGGCACUGUAUAAGGCAGGUGCAGAAGUUCAAACGUCUUACUAAGCACAUUGCCUUAAUGCAGCAAGAAUUCUCAAUCCAUAAUGCAGCAAUAAUGCUCAAUCCAUACAUGCCUACAUCCUAGCACAAAGCCACCGUGGGUGUGAUUGACUUUAUGCAUCUAUUGUAAGGGGCAGAAGUGCUUUUUGGCACCUUUUACAAAGUUUUAAUAUCUUUUAUGUUAGCAUUCGAAAGAACUAUUUUCAAUGUAAGAUACAUUGUGAUGGUACUUUGCUAAGAACUGGGUAUUUGUCUGUGGUUGAGUAAGUACGUCUGCGGAAGAAAGAGAAAUAAGGAUAUAUGCAUGCCUAUACUAUUAUUAUUAUUAUUAUUAUUAUUAUUAUUAUUAUUAUCAUAUACUACACUUAAAAGAUCACAGGGCAGUUCACAACAUACAAAUUCAAAAUGAGAACACAAAAUACAUAGUAAAAAUUAAAAUUUAAAAAAACGCCCCUCCCACAAACACAUUUAAAAGGCCAUUUAUUGUUUAUCAGCUAAAGACCUGGUUAUAGAAGAACAUUUUUGGCUAAAGAGAUGUAACAAAGGUGCCAGGUGAGUUGACCGGGGAGAACAUUCCACAAACAGGAAACCACUGCAGAAAAGGCCCAUUCUCAUAUUGCCAUCAUCCAGACCUCUCAUAGAGGCCCAUGAAAAAGGGCUUCAGAUUAUGGUCACAGGGUUGAUUCAUACAGGAAGAGGGAAUCCUUGAGUUAUUGCAGCCCUCGGCUGUUUAAGGCUUUAUAGGUCAAAAACAGAACUUUGAAUUGGGCCUGGAAACUAAUCAGCAACCAGUACAGUUGGGCCAGGAUUGGUAUUAUGUGCUCAAACCAUCUUACCCCGGUGAUCAACCUGGCCGCAGAUUUCUUCACCAGCUGUAGUUUCCAAAUCAUCUUCAGAGGCAGCUGCAUGUAUAACAUGUUGCAGUAAUUUAACCUAGAGGUUACCAGAGCAUAGACAACAGAGCAUAGCCUCCCCCCACCUCAUAAAAGGGUGGGAAGGUAAUUUUCACAAGUUCUCCCUCCCUAUCUAUAGCUGUGCAGAAUGAUCCAUUUUUAAAUUAUUGAAAAUGGUUCUAAUGCAUGAUUUGAGAACAUAUUGUUAAAUACAUUAUUAAAAUGGACUGAUUAUUUUCUUAGCCACCAGCUAUAAUUUUCAAAUGGUAGAUCAAGGCAACUUUUGCCACAAAUUAGUACUAUAUUAGCAAUUUAAGGUUGGAUCUAGAGUUCCUGUGAGCAGAACUUUUGAUGGUACUUUAGGAUGCUUCAGUGUAAAAUGAUAAGUCCUGCUAGAGGAAUGAAGGAAGAUGGGGUUUUUUUCCCAAUUCCUGCUUCCUUUCCUGCCAAAGCACGCUGUAUCUCCCAAAAAAACAUGCUUCUGAUAGUUGGCAAACCCUCUGGAACAGAAUGGGAGAUGCCCGAUAGGGAUACAGAAGGAGGGAGAAAUGGUGAGAAUUACCUUCCCACCCUUUUAUAAAGGCUCCACUGGAUUCCAAUCCCCUCUGUCAAUGGUAGGAGCCUUCCAAUUCAGAGAAGGGCAAGUCUAGAUCCUACCUGCUUCACAGGAUGGACUCUGUUGCUGCUCAUGAUUGCUAUCACCAAGAGAGUAUUUUCUGGAAGCCCAAGGGAGGGGGAAUUUAUUGUAGCAGGGUAACAGAUCACUGUAAUUGUGCAAACCUAAAUUUAAGGUAUUUCCUUGAAUCUUUCCCUCAUAAUACUAACAGUCUUGAGGUGACCGAGGUUCAAAGUGACUGUAGGGACCGUGACUUAUGUUUCUCUCAAGUUGUAGUCUUGCAGCUUUAAAUAUUACUUCUUUUACUCAGUGCCAGCCAUGAUUUAGUUCACCUUCUCCAGUUGGGUUUUGCAGCACCUAUUUAAUUACUGCAGAUGUAAUAAAAAAUUUAAGGUCUUAUAUAUAUAUAUAAUAAAUGUUCAUAAAUGUACCAACCAAGCACGAACAUAGAUAUGUGGACCACAUGUCUGGAGCAGUGCAGGAAGACCAUCCUGAAACCAUUUUGACUCCCAAAUUGACCAAAUGUUUUCUCUGCAAGGAGGGAGGGGGUGAGGGAACCUUCCCAUUGUCUCAGGAAUUGGGUAAUCACCAUCUGAAAGGAAUGGGCAGACUACCAGGAAAGGCAAUCAGAUAAGGCAUUAUCAGAUAACCUGGCAGACAGGAAAAACAACAACAUUCAAAUUUCUGUUGUAGACCGCCUUUUCUGUGAUGUAGGUAUGAUGUUUGUGGGGGGUGGUCUUGGGUUACACCCCUUCUGUGAUGUAUGUAUGAUGAAUGGAGAGGUGUUCUUGAGCUCCAGGGUAGGGAAUUUAAAAUGUCUAUACAGUAUAAGGGCAGGCACAUCUUUGUUCUGGGUCCUCCUCCGUCCUCCUGCGUGUGAGGGUAGAACCCUGUUGCAACAGCUUUAAUAAAGAUCAGACUUACUAGCUGCUUUGCUUCUCAAUAUUCUCUGGUUGGUCUCUGUUAUUUUCUCCUACCUAUAGAGAACCCACUUAAGGGCUCUAUAUGGGCUCUUGGAUACCCCAUAAGGGAAGAAGGGCAGAUUUUGUUUACAACACAGACAUUCGGCUACAACACAUACCUUUCCUAGAAUGUCGCUUGGUUUGUUUAAACCCUGCAGCCUCCUUCCUGUAAAGCUGAAUUCCUUCAAAUUAUCUGGGCAUGCACUGGAUUCCUUUUAUCUAUGCAGGUCAGCCCAUGAUUGAAUCAAAGCGCAAAUGCUUUUAAUGUUGAGAUAAGUUGUGUUUUUCACAAGCUGGCUGGUUUGCUGUCUACAAGGCUUGGCUCUAGGAAGCACCCUGCUGCCAGUCUGUUCUUAUGUUAAAUCGGAGAAAAGGCAUUCUAGCAGUUGUGGCAUUUGGUGAUAAGUAGCUGGGCUAAAUAGAAGAUAUACUGCACAUCCCUUGGCUAGAAAUCUGUGAUUAGUUUCAGCUGGCUGCAGAAAACACAGUCUUUUUAGAACGGCGAUAGUGCUGUGUAACUUAAAUCAGAACAUGGAGGAAUCCUUAUCUCCCAUCGCACACUCUGGCAUUCCAAACACACUGGACACACUUGACUGCCAGCAUUUAUUUCUAUUCCAAUCUAACAUUACAAUAUGUUGGUAUUAGGGACUAUAUCAAACCUUUCUUGUUCUCAAAAAUGUACUUGUAUGUUCCAUUGAAGCAGCCAAAGUGUGGUGUUUCAAAGCAAGGGUUUGUUUGUUUAGGGAGCAGCAGGGUUUAAACAAGGAUUUAGAGAUGUGUUCAUCACCAGCUUUGCACCCUGUUGUAUUCCCCCUGUGAACAGAAAAUAAAGCAGUGGUAUAGCAGGGCAGAUAAUUCAUACUGUGCAUUUGCAAAAUACAUUGAAAGCAACAGCGGGGCCCCUGUCCCCCACUAAAGACAUAUAAAUCUGUCAAUUUUGGUUUCUCUCUGCUUCUAUUUUUUUUUCCAAUUUUAGGCUCAGUUUGCUACAUAUCCACAUCAGUCUGCAAUCAGCUGGCAAGUCCUUACAAAACACCAUCAGAAUUUUAGUGAGAGUUUCUCCUAAUAAACAUGUUUUAUAAGCAAUUUUACCUAUUAUUGUUUACAACCAUGCAAUAAAAACAACUAAAAUUGGUUUUAAAACAAUAACCUCCCCCCCCCCCAAAGUCAGUUUUAAAACCAAUAGAAAUAAAUACCCAAGUCAGAGACCUGAAACAUGCCUCCCCCUAAUCUAGCUAGAAAAGCUUGUUGUGAUUGCGGGGGGAAGGGCCACUGUCUCUAUUUGAAUAUCCAAGUGCACGACUGCCCAUAGCUCUUACAAAGUUGGUGAAAAGCACCCCUGGCCAUCAAGCUCACCACUGUGUCCACACAGUGUGUCUCAGUGCCUUCUGAUGGUAAAUCUCAAAGCUGACCACUUCCUAAGAUGGCUAGUUAAGCCAUAGUGUCUAAUCAAACAGGCUUAAUUGACUUUUUUAUUAUUUUGAAUAAGGGACCAUCUCUUAUAUUCAGAGACGUCAAGUUCCACCCAACAUUGGGGGGGGCCCUCAUCAUGUGUUCAUGAUGUCACACAUGCAACACACAUAUGUGACAUCAUGUGCAUUGGGAUAAGGCCUACUGCCACUGCAGGGAGGCCCGGCAAGGCUCACCACUGCUGUGGGGAGGCCCGGCAAGGUCCGACCACUCAAGAUUGGGGGCCUCAGCCAUGUCCCUACAUACUGGGGAGGAGGGCUGAAGUGCCCUCGCAUAGAGUUGGUGCCUGUGCUUAUCUUGUAUGUUUCUUACAUUUAACUGCUGAAUAUGAAAGCCACAACAAAUUCAAUCCUAUUGUUUACUCACUAAAUUCUGAAACACCUGCAAUGAAAAUUUUAUUUUUUGUGUUCUGUCGUGCAUCUGAAUUUGGGGUGCCAAUAUGUAAUUGCUAAGGAAUGAAGGUAUGAUUGCAAAAGACGGGCUUGUUUUUGAAUAGGGAAGAGAGGUUCUUUGGAGUUUCCUAGUCUGCACGUUUGCCUGAACAGUUGCAUUGUAUCAGCUAGCUAGGAUAUCAUGAAUGAUUUCCACAAUCUCAUUAGUUUUACAAUGUGCCUCAAAUCUCGUUACUUCCACACCAUAGCACGGUUAUACCAUUUUUGCAGUCAUGAAUAAUCAUGGGAACUGUAGUUUGCUGAUGAUGCAUAUGUUACAAAGCUUCAGCUCCCAGCACCCCUAACAAACUACAGUUCCCAGGAUUACCCUUUUUUUAAAUAAAUAAAUAAAUAAAUAAAUAAAUAAAGUGGAGUAAGAGUGCAUUUAAGGCUUAGUGUAGAUGUGAUCUGAGAGAUGCUGACUUGGCAAACAUGCAUUAGUUCCUGGUUAACAAGUUAACAAUUGCUGUCACGAACAGUGGUUGCUGUUUUCUGUGAAGGGUUACAUGAGUAGUGUCACAGUCCGGUUCAUGGGUGAUCUAAGACCCGGCUGGGGAUGUUGGGACUGGGGACAAGAUGGCAGGGUGGGAGCAGGCACAGGAGUCCAGAAGCCAGGAGUCAGAUAGCCAAGAGUCCGAGGGUCAGAGAGCCGGGAGUCAAGAAGCCAAGGUUUCCGAGGGUCAGGAAGCAAGGAGUCAAACACAGCAAGGCAGGGAACGUGUUACUGUGGCCAAGAGUUGAAGGGAAAUGCUGAGCUUAUAUCCCUUCCCAGCUCUUGCCAUCAGGUGCUGUGAGUUACUAAUCGGCCUCACCUGUGUGGCCACGCCUUGCCUCUUUAGAACAAACUUAGGACGGCCCCAGUCCUGCAGAGUCCUAUUGGUCACAGGGCCUGGCUCCUGCACGCACACCUGACAAGUAGGAAGAAAUAUGCUCUGAAUAAUUUCAGAAUGUAAAAGGAUUUUUUUAUUUUAUUUUGGUCUUCCUACAAACCAAAGUAGGGUGACUUCUUUUUUAAAAAACAACACAUAUGCAAAUGUUUCUUUUUCUACUCUUUGAGCUUAAGUGAGGAUAAUUACUGUAGAGUGAAAAAAUAUCUAUAUAUGUUCAAUGCUCUAUAGCAUUGUAUUCUGACCCAAUUUACUCUAUUCUCUAUUAUUGAGAAUCUUAAUAAUUAACAUACCUGGCUUUGACUGAUAGAGUGCUAUUUUUAUGCUGUUGUGUUCUGUGCCUAUUUAAGAGAAUACUGCUCCUUUUCUUCUCUCACUAAUCUUUUUUAAUUUCUGGAAUCGAGUGAAAAAAACUGUCUAUCCCUAAUGUCUCCCCGUAAUGUCUUUCUUCUGGGCAAAAUGUUGCUGUGGUCUAGACCCCUUCCAGUGGUCAAGAUCUUCUGCACUAUCCAGAACUGCCUGAUAAUUAGGAUGAAGAAAAUGCUGGUUGAUAAAAAAAAUAUUGCACACCAUGCCUGUUACAAUUCAAUUAACCAGGUUGACAUAUUUCCUUCAACUCUGUGGAUAUGAAGCCAUUUGAGGCAAGAUAGAUUUAAAAAGAUGAACCUUCUAGCCUUGCUGUGAAAUGUUAAAAGAGCUACUGCAGAAUGGAGACUAGAUCAAACUAUUCCAAAUGUCAAUAUUCUAUUACUUUGCCAUUUAUCUGUAUCAAUAGCCCUUUUCAGGUGUUUGGUAGGUAUUGAAUAGGUGAUUAGUCAACUGGGAAUGCACGCAGCUAGUCCUAUCCCUCAGAGGGUUGGCCCACACUGGCCACACCCUUUGGCUGAUGAAUGAUUGGUAUCAGUUUGAAGGAUGUUUCAUUGAGACCCUUCCCCAAUGGAAACAGAACCUUGGUCAAUCAGGGUCAAUGUCCCAUUGUAUGAAACCUUAUGGCGGAUUAGGGCUUAUAGGUGUUAUGUACUGAAGUUCUCACCCUGGGCCAGCAGGAGGAUACUGUAGAUAUACAAAUAAGGGAUCGAAAGUGACGUUCAGUGAUUGGAUAGUUUUAGAAAGUUGUUACAGUAACGUUUUACUGGAGCUCUCUAUAAGCAGGCUGACUGAACCCUUCAGUUCAGUUCUGCCCUGGCCUGUGAAUAAACAAGGGCUGUUUGAAGAAUCACUGUGUCGUCUGAUAUGUUCACCCACAACUUAACAAUAUCAGUUCUCUUUCAAAGGCCCAUAGAGCUGGUUGUUUGGCUUUGACCUAUCAACUACUUUGGUAGACAGCCACAUGCAGAAGGUUCUAUUGUACACUUAAAGCAGAAGGGCCUAUAGACAUUCUUGUCUAUAUCACUUACAGUUUUCUGUCCCUCUGGUCUAUUAGAUCAGAGGGAAAAUCUCAAUGCACAGAGGAACUGCAUGAAUACUGUAAUGUGCAUUGGAGUGCCACUAUUUCAUACUUCAGGCGUUAUUUGCAGUUUGCUUGUUAAAACAGUUUCCAUCACAGAACAUCACAGCAGUUCUGGACACUCAAGCACAAUGAUGGUAACUGUAUUUUGUUUUUUUUGUUCCAUUUCAGGGAAAGGUGAACAGGGAAAGCCUUACCCUCUCACAGAAGAAGACAAUGAUGAUUCUGCAUAUCGGGAAAAUGGUUUCAAUAUUUUUGUGAGCAACAACAUAGCCUUGGAGCGUUCCCUGCCAGACAUUCGACAUCCUAAGUAGGUACACUAAAUCUGAUUGAUUGUUGCAGGGCAUGCCUUCACUUAGUUUACCUUGUUUUGCAGAAGCUCCCUGAUUUAACUGAAGAUUAGAAAAAGUGUGAAGCUGCUGUGGCUAAUUAUCCUCUAUCACUUCCAGCUGCUUGCAGUGAGGAGCAAAAGAAGAUACUGGGCUCCACUGUAGGUGUUUGUAGGGAAAUGUGAGCUUUCUGCUGGUAGGUGUUUGUAGCAGGAGGCAUGGAAAGAGUCGUAAGCAAUAUUGCUAAAUGCUUCUCUGGGGACGCCAGAUACAAGAAACUACUCUAAAGGUGACAAACAGAAGGCCUGAAAUAAUCAGGUACAUUGUUCCACUUUGGGAGUGGUUUUUAUACCAGUUACAGUUCUAUUUGUCUUAAUGUAACAUAAUUUGUGACACUCUUGCAUUUUGUAAGAGAGGCUGCAUUAAUGAGGAAGUUAAUGAUGCAACACUGUUAUUGGCCUAGACUGGAGGCAUGUGAGAUGGGGAGGCUUUUCAGGUUAAAGCUUUGGUCAAGAUUGUGAACAGAUUAUAUUGAGUAUCAGACAGGUGGGCACAUCUCCAAUGGCUUUGGAAGUGUGUAUAUAUCAGUUAUUUUGACUGUCCAAUUGACUCUGCGGCAGCUCCUAUGCUGUGGAACAAACUCCCUACAGAGGUAAGUCUGGCUUCUUCAUCAUACAGCUUCUGGCAAAUGCUGAAGAUACACCGCUUUACUCUGGCUUCCGACACUUGAGGUGUAUAUUUUUAGUACACACCUUAUUUCUAUGAUUGCAAAUUAUUUUAACCUGCUUUUAAUUGUGUGUUUUAAUGUUGUAACCUUCCCUGGGACCUUAGGGCGAAGCCUGUAAUAAUGUUAGGCACCAAGCGGAGAAUGUGCAGAGAGGUUUCUGAUUACUUUUCACAAAAACUGUGUGUUUACAGAAUAUUGGAGGAGGGUGAGAUUUUCAUUUGUUAAGGGAGCACCACUGAUAAAAUAAAAUCUUGACUAUAAUAGUUAGGAUCUAUCUGGAACAGCUUAUCUGGAACAGCUUAUUUGGAAAAACAGGUGAAGAUGUCAGUGAGUCUAAUUCACUUGGCUAUUUUCAUGAAGAAGUCACAUUGAAAUGAAAGGAAGUUGCACAGGGACAGUGUCAUUUUCUUAUGGUACUCCGAUUCACUUCAGUGGGUCUUGCACAGGAAACAUUUCCAGUAGAUUAUGUCCUCUGUUGAUCACUUAAUAUAGCAUAUAUUUAUUUAUUUAUUUAUAUACUAUUUAUUGUGGGGGACGGGGAGGGUUGACACAACGCUAAUUUCAUUUUUAAAAGAAACAUAUUAAAAGUUAAUUUGAGAAAGGCUAAACAUGCCCUUGGAAAUCCCUACAUUAAUCUCUAUAACCAAGGGUUGAUUUGCAUAUGAUUAAUGCUAAGAACUAACUCGGUUUUAUCUAAUCGGUUUCAAAUAUUUUGUCUUUGGCUUUUGGCUGGGAAAACCAUCCACAGGUCACCUGAAAUUAUCUUCAGCAAUUCCCCCUGGCCAAGUAUCUUUCCAGUUAGAUGGGAUUUUAAUACAUAAUUACAGAGCAUUAAAGUUGCAUUGUUGGCAUGAUAAAUAUGCACCACACAACAGCUUCUGUUCCAAAAUCAUAUCCUGAUUUCUAUUGGUGUUCAAAACAGUGCCACUGGAAACAAUGCAGAAAAUCAUUAGGGACAAAAUGAGGCUGAACUGCCACUUUUCCCUGUUGUGUUUGUCAAUAUAUCUGCCACUAAUUUGUUUUUCACUCACUGCUAGCCACAUGGGCCAUGGCAUUUCUUAGAGUAUCCCCAGAGGCAGGGCAUUGUCAACACUGUCGCAUUGGGAGCAAAUCAGCACUAUGGUGUUUGUUCUUUCCUUGUAAACAGCUUUCCUACCAUGAACUGCACUGUUCUUUUGUAACUUGCCAAGAGCACUAUAAUACUCAUAUAAGUCCUGAAUACAGUGGGCAACAUUUGCAUGGAAUAAAACCCACAGUUCAUGGUUAUAGAUUUCCAAGCAUUCCAGGCCUAUUUAUACAACCAGUCAGAGUAUAGCCCUGAUAGCCAUGCUUUAUUUGACUCUUUGGUACAGAAUCAGUGUACGCAGACUGUUGGCCUGAUCAGGAAUGCAGCUUUUUUGCGGGGUUGUAGAUUGCAUGGACAGAACCUCUGCAAUUCACACAUACAAUUUGCACAUGUAUAGGCUCUGGGCAGAAGAGCCAAUUAAAUGCCCGGAGUUUUACUCCCUGCCUUCACGCAUUCAGCUUAUUGGUAAAACCUAUUUGGAGUUUCACAACUUUCUGACUAGUUGCAGGACCUUAGCCAGACCUAGCAGAGUACACACAGAAUCCACAGAAACAAUUGGCAACUUGGCACUAACCAAUGAUCCACUAACCAAUUCACUUCAGUUCUGUGUAUGCCUACUUGGAAGUAAACUGCACUGAGAUUAAUGAAAUUUAUUCCCAGGUAAGUGUAUAUAGGAUUGCAGCCUAAGUUGUGGCAUUUGAAACUGAUCGAAGAACCAGGUCAGUCUAGUUUCUCUCGCACAACCAGUGACUUUUAGGCUUUAUAUUCACAUUUCAACCUCCUGCCUGAUUCAGAUGUAUUCAGUAAUGUUUAUCUCCCUGCUGAAAACUCUGAAGUUUUGAGCCACCAUCGUCACUGGAAAUUAUUUUCCUUUCCCUCCUCUCCCCACCUCCAAGCUAAUUUUACAGACCUGUCAAACGGUUGUGGAAAUUACUGGUUAUCACUGCUUUAUCAAGUUCAGCUGACAAGUCUAGAUUGGAAUAGGAAUGCAGUAUGACUGAAGCUAGCCGCUGUAAAUUGAAUACUUCGACACACUGAGACAAUUACUAUGUAAAUCUUUGCUUGAAAACGUUUUAGGCUGGUGUUUUUCGGUUGCAUGCUUGUCACUAGUUUGAUGUCAGGUAGGUAUUGUAGUCUCCUUGAUAAAGAGAGAGAAAAGGUCAGUUAUUUUUUCUUCUUUUUAAAUUCUCCGCUAUGAAUGGAAAACUCAGUGGAAAACUGAAACUUGCACUUUCCCCUUUUGUUCUGAUUUUGUGUGGCAUGCUCUUUUGUAAGAUUUUUUUAAGUAAGAAGGGGGAUGUCUGCUUUUAUCAUCUUUGAGCUCCUGCACAGUCUUCUCUCUCUCUUUUUCUUGCUUCUGCAGACAACCUGCACUGCAUUUCACUUCUUCUGUGACAUCCAUCAGGAACAGCAGUUUACAAGCCUGUUGAUAUGUCUAGAAGGCAUAAAAUCUGGUGGCUGGCCAAGGUUCUGCCACUGGACUCCCGUAAUGUGCAUAAAAUAUUAUUGCUAUAACCAUGGGGUCAAACAAAUUGCAGCUUUUAUGAAUUGGCUUUUUCUAUAAACUGACUGAAAUGGUGCCAACAUUCCCCUCCUUUCUCAUAAUUUAAAAAGCUCAGGCUGUUUCAAAAUGUUCUCCUGCAGACUUUUGUACAAAGGGCUGCUAAAGGUUGUCAUUUUGAAACUGCACAUCAGAAAGGGACAUUGUUUACACUGAAGUUACAGUGGUAAUGAUUAAAUUCCUAUUUAGGUUGAUAUUUUGAACACAAACCAUUUUCUCUUUUAAUAGUAAUACACUGUAGGGAAAUGUAAAGGUACAGAAAACACGUUUUACAUCCUAAAGCACAGUUGCUCCAUGGAAGCUAUUUUAACUGGCUUUUGCAUCCUGAACUAUAUAAAUGGUUGCUGCAGAACUUGUUAAGUGCUACCUGUUCAGAAUGGAACCCAAAGAUAUCUCGGAAUGGGGGCCACAGUAGGGUCAGAGCACCAACAUGGCUUUGCACUGCCAUAGUGAGGAAUAACUCAUGAAAUCAUUGUUGCCAUAAUGUAUGUUAUUUAUGUAUUAAUUACCCUGCUCAUUAUGCAGCAAGCCUCCCAGAGUGCCUUACGGGCAGUCAAUAAAAACAAUGACACUUCAUUAAAAGUGGUUGGGUAGCAAAGUGCAUAGCUUUUUGAAAGAAGUGAUGAUAUUUCCACUUGCUGCCUGCCACUACUUCUCCUCCUAGCGCCCCCACCCCCAUAUUCCAGAUUGUGGAGGAUGUGCGGAACAGGGGUUUUAUUGCCACAGCCCUUGGCGAGUCAUUGUGCACAGUGACAAUUACAUGUAUCUAUAGGAAGCCUGGCUCUUAGGCCACUUCUGGCAUUGUUAUUUUUUUGGCAUUGUUACAGUGGUGCCUCGCAAGACGAAAUUAAUCCGUUCCGCGAGUCUCUUCGUCUUGCGGUUUUUUUGUCUUGCGAAGCACGGCUAUUAGCGGCUUAGCGGCUAUUAGCGGCUUAGCGGCUAUUAACGGCUUAGUGGCUUUAAGAAAAAGGAAACAAACUCGCAAGAACUCGCAAGAUGUUUUGUCUUGCGAAGCAAGCCCAUAGGGAAAUUUGUCUUGCGGAAUGACUCAAAAAAUGCAAAACCCUUUCGUCUAGUGAGUUUUUCGUCUUGCAAGGAAUUCGUCUUGCGGGGCACCACUGUAUUUUUUUAAUGAACAGGAAAACCUGCAGUAAAGAUUUCAAAGUCCUACCUGAGAGCCACAUAUAUGCCACCUUGGAUUCCAUGAUGGAAAAAAGGCAGGAGGUUGUUAAAGGGAACAGGUAUGGCAAAACCCACUUUUCAUCUCUUAAGGGGUUUAUGUUUUUGAAAACUAAGGAAUGCUUCAUAGUAUAGGAAUAGAUUAGAUGUCUAGAUCUGAUUGUAUUUACCGUAUGUAUUUAUUUAUUUAUAGAAUAGCGGGGAAGUGAAACACACUCAGCAACAUGUAAUGUCUGGAUAUGUGGUGAUAAAGAGAUAGAAAUGAAACUGGUACAAUUCAGGGCACAUGUACUCACCAUAACAUUUUUAAAAAGCAUCUCCAGAACCACUUUUAUAAAAAAAAGGGGGGAGCAAUGGAAGGGGCAGUGAUAUAGGAAGGGGCAUUAUGAGCAGAGAAAUGGAUUGAUGCUUCAUCAUCUCUCUGCCAGUUAUCCCCUUCCAUACUUCCCCCAACUUUCAGGUUUGCAGACAUUUGCAAGGGUAAAGAUAUCUGAAGACUCAGGAGAAAAAGCAUCUGAUGUGAUUUGGAACACACAAAAAAGGCUGGUGGGGUUUUGUUUAAAUUGCCAUUGGGCUUCAGUGCACUAAGAAUUUGCUUUAGAAGAAAACAAGCUAGUUGAUAGCUACUACUUAAUAAGGACACUAGGGCAAAGCGCUCACACAAUUUAUGUAAUUGUGCAUUUGUUUCGAAAGAUGGGUGUAUCACACAGCCUACUAAAUCCUGGUGCUACUCUGCACCGACAGUUGUAGUGCUUUCUAAUGUUCACCUUCAGCCCAUUUAGUGGAUAUACAACUGCCUAAUGAUUGCAUAGUUAAGAAUUCCAACUCAUGUGACUUGUUUUCUCAAGAGUUGUGUCAGAAAGCAUUUAAUUGUGUUGUUGAGCAAAGUUUAGUUAAUUCAAGCCUGGCUGUUCCUUGGCUAAAUCAUAUUAUGAUCCCAAACGGACAGGAUGCUAUUUUGCUGCCCAAUGAAGUAUAGAACGUAGGCGCAGAAUCCUUUAGCUGCUUGACCAGGCAUUAUUUUUACAUCUUAUAUUAAAUAGCAGCCUACUUAUCUAUUGAACAUAAGUGGGGAAUUUAAAGGUCCAGUGGAAACUCUGAAUAUUUUCAGAUGUAUAACAGUUGGCGAUGCCCGUACUAAAUGACCUUCUUCAUUCACUGUGGAAACUUGCAGCGCUCAAUAGCCCUAAAAAUUUCUCAUUUCUUGCUUGAGGUAGAAUGAUCUCCCACAUGGAAAAAAAAAUAUUAAUCACAUGUUUAUCGUACUAGAAGCAAUAACAACCACUGCAGCAAAGGAAAAGGUAUGAAUUUAAUACUAACUCUUUCUAUUGAAAUCACUCAUAGUAACUUUCUCAAAGUUUUACCUGUAAAGUUGAAAUACAUUAAAGUUGGUCUGUGCCUGAAGGUUAAUAUGGUGUUUUUGAUAAAGCUGUUGUGUGGGGGGGGGGGGGAACAAUCCUAGGCUUACUAGGCCUGGGCGAUAUAUCAAUACAUCGCCCAGGACCCAGUAUGAGGAGCAGACCGCGAUGUCAGCUUCACUCAGCGGAGUAUCACUGGUGAAACCACCAGCCACAACUCCUGAGUCCCUCUGCGAGUGACUUCCUCCAGUGAGCGUUGCUAGCAGAGGGACUGAGGAGCAGUGGCAGUUUCACCAGCGAUAUAUCACUGAGUGUAACGACCAUCCCACUCUGCCUUCAUACUGCGCAGAGGGACAAUAAAGCUGCAUCGACAAGGCGCCGAUACAGCUUGUUCCUCCCUCUGCAUCUUUAAACUGCUCAGCCGAGGAGUGUGCAGUUGCUGAGCAGUUAAAGGAUCCCCCAGCCCGGUGCUGGCUCCUGCACAAGCAGGGCAAGCACCGUGGAUGGCUCUGCUGGGGAUGGGCAGGGCUCCUGAUCCCUAGCAGAGCACAGCACCCCGAUGCUCACGCCCCAUUCCGCUCAACCACAAGGAGGGGAGCACCAGGGUUGGUUCUGCUGGGGAUCAGAAGCCCUCCUGAUCCCCAGGACAGCCACACAAAAAAGCCCCGAUGCUCUCCCCAAUUGUCCAUGAGCAGGGGGAGCACCACGGAUGGCUCAGCUGGGGAUCGGGAGCCCUCCUACAUCCCAGCUGAGUCAUACAAACAAGCUGUGGCAAUUUCACCCGGUGCCUCGCAGGCUGAGGCUGAUGCAGCUUGUUUUUUCAACAUUGUGGUACAUUGCUAGACCACAAUGUUUGGCUGGUGAUAUACCACGAUGUUGAAAAGCUGAUAUCGCCCAGCCCUAAGGCUUACUAGCUAACAUGAUUUGAUCUACAAAAUUUUGACCUCACUAAGCAGUCCCUGCGUUUGUUCAGGUAGCAUUGUUAAUAAUAUUACUGACUCCUGAACUUAGCCACACCUUCUGCAAUGUCUGCAUGGUUUUUCUCCCAUUAUCUAAAGAAGGAAAAAUAGUAGCAAGUGAAACGAUUUUGGUUUGCAAGGACUCCGCUGCAUGUGCUGGCACACAGAAAUCAGGGUGAGGGCAGAUGAUAGGGGCACAGAAUGUCCAUUGUUUUAGUUGAGGUGGAAAAAAGACAGUAGGGAAAGGGGGUGUGAAUAAGAGGUUUAUAAAGUUAUGCACAGCAUGGAGAAAGGGGAUAGAGUCCCCUCCCCCCCAAAAUACUAUAACUUGGGAUAAUCUAAUGAUGCCGUUUUAUCAAGAGAUUCAGAACAAACUAUGCACUGUGUGAGAAACUAAGCCUUGAAUUGGCGACAAGAAUUGGUGAUGGUCACUAGCUUAAAUGGCUUUAUAAGGGGAUUAGAUAAAUUCAUUGAUAAUCCAUUUAUCCAUGACCGCUAAUCAUUGUGGCUGUAUGCAACACAGCGAAGUUCAGAAGGAACAGUAUGACCAUGAGUGCCAACUGCUUGGGGAACAGCAAAGAACAACAAAGAGCUAUUGCUGUAAUGCCUUGCUUGUGGUCUUCCUGGAGGCAUCUUUUUUGGCCACUGUGAGAAGCAACACGUAGACUAGGUGGUCUUUUGGUGCGAGCCAGCAGGAGUACUGUAUUUUUGUGCUUUUGUUACAUUUGGAUCUCAUUGCAAACCUUUCCACACUGAGUUGCUAGAUCUGUUCUGGUUAAAUAUUGUGAACCUGGUGAGACAGGUAAGAGCAAUGUGGACUAAACCAGAGCAGUAUAGUGGUUAAUGUGUUAGACUACGAUUGGGAUAUACCUGGAUUCACAUCUCUACUCAACCGUGAAGCUCAUGUGGUAGACCUUGGGUCCAUCACUAUCUCUUAGCCUGAUCUUCACAAGAUCGUUGUGAGGGUAAAGUAGGAGAACCAUGUACCCUGUCCAGAGCUCCUUGCAGGAAAGGCAGGAUAAAAAUAUAAUAACGCAAACCAGCUUUCCAACCCAAAUAGUUGGUGCUGUUUAACAUAUCAAACAGACCCCAUGCCAUUGGAUGAUGGAUUCCAUGUACAAUUCCUCAUCCAGCUAGACAUUAACAUUAUUUGUCUCUUAAUUGCAGAAUGUUGCAUUUGGUUGAUAAAUAUUAAAAGUGAUCAUCAGAAUAAAAAUCCUAUCUAUUUUUAUCUCCUUAAUUAGUGUGGGGUUUACCAUAAUUACUGAGGUGGUUUUUAAAAAAGAAAAAGAAUAACGCGAUAUAUAUAUAUGGAUCUGCAUAAUGUUUCUCUUUAUUCACACAGAAUAAAUAUAACACCUUUUCUAUAGAGAGAAGUCAGAUUAAAUUCAUAAAAUGUAUGAGCUGCCAGUUAUCUGACACCUUUUGACUGAUGUGCCAUGCUCCAUGGAAUGAAAGAUCAAAACUGACAAUUUUUCACAAGCUUCUUUGCUAAUAAUAUUUGCUUUGCUCAUCCCUACCAAAUGCUCUUUAUUAUUUUUAUAUUAUUUAAUUCUUAAUUAGAUAGACCUGUAUGUCAUGAGAUAUUUUUAAUACCAAUUAUGGUCUAGCUUUCUAGUGAUAAUCAGCUUAGUACCUUUUUGCAGACAGUUAAAAGAAAAACCUUCCUGUUCUUCUACUUUCUCAUAUUAGCAAGCUGUUGCAAUGAGAGUGUAAACCAGUUGUUUUCCUGUACAGCCGGGACUGGAAGCAAGCACUGAGGGAAGCUCAAGGUCAGCAGCCUAACCCUAACCUUUGUGCUUGCGGAUUCUAGCGAUCUAACAACAGAUGCUUUGAUAAAGUUGAUUAAACAGGAAAGUGUGCAGUCACCCAUGCUGUGGCUCAUAAAAACCGGAUUCAAAAUGUAUUGUCAACUAUUUAAUAAUCUUUCUGUGUUUGUCAGUUCAACCAUGAGCCUCCCUAGGUUCAAACCUUUCUUUUUUCAAGGUAUUUCAAACACAGUCAGUUUAUGUAACAAUAGUUUCAGGUUUAUGACUACCUUUGUUUUUGACUGGCUAGUAAGUAUCUACCCAGUUUUUCUGCUUUCCCUUCCUUUUAACUUUUUUCUUUAUCCAAGUCAGAAUCAGUUCACAGAAGGGGCUGCUGGGAAAUGUAGUCCCUAGAUUUAGUCUUCGAAUACACUCCAGUGGUACCUUGGGUUACAGGCGCUUCAGGUUAUGCAAUUUUGGAUUGUGCACCACUCCGAACCCAGAAGUACCGGAACGGGUUAUGUCCAGCUUUUGGUGCUCAUGCUUGCGCAGAAACGCUAAAUCACGCUUUGUGCAUGCACAGAAGUGCUGAAUCACGACCCCACGUGCUCAGACGUGGCGCUGUGGGUUGCGGACGGUGCGGGUUGCAAACUGCCUCCCGCAUGGAACACGUUCGCAACCCAAGGUUCCACUGUAUUUAAUCCUGCCCAUUGUAUUAACUGUUGUACAGUUGGGUGUAUCAGAAUUUAAUGCGUGCUUAAGAAGUUUGCUUGUGUGGCAUGGAAUUUGUCAAAUCAGGCCAUGGAUUCCCACAGAAAUUGGAAGAAUUCCUUCAAAGCUCAAAUGGAAGGCACAGUUUCACCACACUACCAGUUGCCUUGAAAUUCUUACUAGGCCUCCAAAAUCUCAAAGAAAUUAUAUUCUGCUUUCAUUGGCUUGGAGAGUAGUAUUGAAAACUGGCCUGGACAGUAGUAUUGGGACCAAGUAACGGUGUGAGUCUAUUGGACCCAGGUCUAAUUUGUCCCACAGGUACUUCCAUGAAGUUCCUGGUGCCUGAUCAUUUUGGAACAUGAUAUGCUGAGGCAGCUUAAGUGCAAGAUAUUCAUCAGAUGCAGCUAAACUUCCUGGCUGCAAGUUAGGCAGAAACAAUGAAUGAGUACCAUUUUCUUUCUUUCUCUACAUUAACAUAGGUUACUAAAAGUAAAUCAGUCGUUGUGCAGCUAUUGAAUUCUCAUUCAUAUUAGUGCUGUACGCUGAAAACAGUUAAAAACACAAAAACAGAAAAUACAUUUAAAACAGAACUCAAAGUGCACAGUGUAGACACGCAUGAUAAAGACCCAUUUAUCCAGCUGGGAAAGCUGUCGGGACAAAAAUGUAUUUCAGAAAGUGCAGAUAGUGGGUACCUGUUUGUAGCUCAACAGGAAUGCUAUUCCACAGAAGAGAGGCAGCCACAUGAAAAACCCUUCUCUGAUAGAUGGUAUAUUACACCUGUUAAGUUAGUGAAAAUGUAUAAAGUCAGUAAUAAAUGUUGGAAAUGUAAAGAAAAAGAGGGAACAUUUUAUCACAUGUGGUGGGAAUGUAAAAAGGUGAAAUGCUUCUGCGAGAUGAUAUAUAAUGAGUUGAAAAAAAUGUUGAAAUACACAUUUAUAAAGAAACCAGAAGCAUUUCUAUCGGGCAUUGUGGGGAGUGAUAUAAAUAGAAAGGAAUGUAAGGUAUUUUUAUAUGCAAUAACAGCAGCAAGAAUAUUAUUGGCCCAAAAAUGGAAGCAAGAAGAGUUACAGUCGAUUGAAGAGUAGAGGAUGAAGUUAAUGGACUAUGCAGAAUUAGAUAAACUAACAGGAACGAUUCAAAACCGGCGAGACCAGAAAUUCACGGAAGACUGGAGUAAAUUUACGGACUAUUUGAAAAGUAAUUGUGAAGAAGAGACAACGUUUGUAGGGUUGCAAGAAGUUUUGUGAGGAGUAUUAUUAGAAGUAUUGUAAAAAUGGACACGGGGGAGGAUUUGUUAAGAGAUGUAAAGGCAAUAUAAAGUUAAGAAAUGCAUAAGAAGUGGUUAAAAUGGUGGAUCAUCAGAGGUGCUGAUGGAAGUCCAAAAAGAUUGUAUAAGUGAUAAGUUUUGUGGUACAUUUUAUAAUUUAUAUGUUAAAAUUAAUAAAAAAUAUUAUUGAAAAAGAAAAAAGAAAAACCCUUCUCUGAGUUAUUGCGGAGUGGGCUUCUGAAAUCUUUUGAAAUGUCAGGAGAAACUGUCCAGCAGUCCAUAGCAGUCCAUCUACUGAAUGUCAGUGUUUGACCAGCUGACCUGUAUGCAAUUAAUUUUGUAGCCCAUUACAAAUAAUGAAUAGCCACUCUUUGAUCAUUGCUUAGUUUCAUAGUUGAUGCACUACUGAAGUCUUUGUAUGUUAUUUUUUUGUAAAAUGAUGAACUUUUAAGUAUGUAAUUUUGUAGCUGGCAUUAUAUAAAUGCAGUUGGUGUCUAAUUAAGAAGUUCAUAAAAUACCUUUAUGUCUUUCCAUUUCCAUUUGAAUGUUCACUUGCACUUGCCUGCUGAUAGAAGCUUUUCUCUCCAGAGGCAUAUUUGCAGUUACACUUUACAUUUAAUGGUGCUGAUUAUCCUGAGUGUUUAGCUGCAUUGCUUGAGUUGCAUUAGCUCUCUCUAUGCUUUUGAAUAUGAAUGAACUAAAAGAGGAACUGAAGGAGAUAUUUGAAGACAAACAGUAGAUGUUGGCUUUGAUUCAUGAAAUCCAGGGGAAAAAAUGUGUUCUAAACCUCUUCCUUCCUGUUGAAUAAUUCUGAUAAUUAAGAAUGACCAAAGUAGUGUCAUAUUGUGGACCAUACUAAAAUUGCAGAGUUCCAUUUCUCACUGGUUAAUUAAAUUCCAAAACUGAUUGUUGAACUGGCCAUAUAUUUUAUUUAGUAUCUCUUUACUUUGCAUUUUAUAUCUAUUUUAAAAUGGCAGAUAAACCAGUCCUUUAUGUAAGAAUAGGAUACAAAUACCCAUGAGUAACCAACAAAGGAAUGGAUUAGUACAGUGAUUGCUAGGUUAUGGGCAGCUGGGAAGUACUGGCAUCAAUAUAUUUAUCUAAAAUGAUAGUUGUGAAUAUCAGAAAUAAGGAACACUGGAUUUAUGUCUGCAUUCUUAUUCACACUUACUUGGGAGUAAUUCCCUAUUGAACUCAAUAGGACAUACUUUCCAGUAAGCAUGCAUAGAAUUGGGUGGGGGUUUUUUCUUUACUGUGCGAAAUAUAAAGCAUUCCUUUAAAAGAGGGAAUUUCUCUUAAAAUGUCAUCUAUCGAUUAUAGCAAAAGACUUGAUCUGCUUUCCAGUACGAAGUGUAUGCCACGAUAUUGAUGGCCAAGACAGACAGAUUAAUGUCGGAGGGUACCCACAGUAAAAGGCAUUUGAACUGUUUGAACAUUUGCUCUCCCGAUUUCUUCUAUAAGAAAUAAUAUUUGAAAGGUGCCAAACCUGUCUUUAUCAUAUUCUUACAUGGUCUUUUUUCUUUCCUGUCCUCAGCUGUAAGCACAAGGUAUACUUGGAGAAGCUUCCAAACACUAGCAUAAUCAUCCCAUUUCAUAAUGAAGGUUGGACUUCACUCUUGCGAACCAUACACAGCAUUAUCAACAGGACUCCAAGUAGCCUAAUAGCAGAAAUCAUUCUCGUGGAUGACUUCAGUGACAGAGGUAAGACAAAUACCUUCACCACUUGCGCAGUAUAGUUCUCUCAUAUAAAUCAGAACAAAAUCACUCUUUUCUAUGGGGAAAAAAAUCAUAUUACUAUGAUUUGCUUGAGAACUAUGUGUUCAAUUAGGUGUCCCUGGUAAGAUUGCUCUGUUCAUUUGUUUUUAUCCAAUGUCUGAUAUAUUUUAUACCAAGGGCAAAAGAAGGUUUAGGAGUCUCCUAUGUCCUUUUCCUAAAAUAGCAUGGCUGAUUUGGUGCAUUGUUUCUGUAGUUUGCCAGAUAACUAAUGCUGAAAACAUCUUUUUUUGCUCAGUGUUAUUCUUCUGAGUAAAAACCCAUUAACUUUGACCUUUUGGGGAAGCUGUUUAUCAGAUUUCCCACUUUGUAUUUUAUUGCAUGAGACAGCUUGAUUUAACUGUAAUGCCACAACAACAUAGCAGUACAUUACAAUGACGGUAUUAUAAUUCAGUAUGUUGGGAGCUGGAAAGCAAAGCUUGCUUCAAGAUAUGGGCUCCCCUAGAUUCACUGGGCACAAUACAGGCAGAGUCAGAUGCACCUCCAUUUGCUUAACUUUGUACUUUACGGCACAAUCCUAUGCAUGUUUACUCAUAAAAAUUCACACUGAAUUUGGUGGGUCUCAGUACUUCCUUUUAAGUAGAGAGCAAGUGUGAUAUGGUGGCUACAGCAUCAGAGUGGGAUUAGGAAGCCCCCAGGUUCAAAUCACUACUUAGCUAUCAAGUUCACAGAAUGACCUUGAGCCACCUAUUGUCUCUCAGCUCAGCCUAUAAGACAGGGUUGUUGGAAGAAUAUAGUUGAAGGAAGUGAACCAUCUAUACUGCCUUGAGCUCCUUGUUGGCAGCCAUGUGGCCACUCCACCCACCCUCGGUGGAAAAAAAUAUCUCUAAACAGCCCCGUGAGGGCAGAGCAUGCUCAGGCAGCAUGGAUUGGUAGCUUUGGGAGCAGAAAGAAAGAGGAAGAGAAUUUAAAACAGGCUGGGGUGAAAUGGAGCAGCAUUCCACACUGUAAUGUUUUGUUGUUUUGCUACAGGGUCAUCUGUAAAUAUAUAAUUACAGUGCUUAGAAUUGCAGGCCAGAAUUGCAGUGUUAGGCAUGCCAACCUAGGAGGAAGUCCCACUGAAGAUAGUGAUACUUACUUCAAAGUAAAUAUGCAUAACAUUCUGCAGUACAUUGCAUUAAUUCACUGGUAUUUUGGCUACAAUAUUAAGUCUACAUACUAGGAAAUAUUUCCUGUUUAACCCAGUUGUUCCUGCUUUCCAGUAGACAUGCUUUGGAAUAAGAUGGGAGGUGAUUCUAUGUACCUAAUUAAUCUGGUAGGAUCCCACUUAAAGCGAGACAAAAUGUGAUUUGUGAAAAGUCUUUAACUGUGUGUGUGUUCUUAAACAGUUUUUGUCUGUGUCAUUAAUUUGUAAGCUGAAUAGACAUACCUUUGUUCUCUUAUCAGAGUAAACAUAAACAUAAAUGAAACUACUCUCUGCUCUGCACAUUAAUCAAAUUAACUGAUGGUACAAGCCAACUGUUACUGUUUCAUGGUUUAACAUUGUGAAAAUCAAAUAGCUUUCCUUUCAUGACAAAUGUGUGUUCAUUGUUGGAUUUGAUCUAAGGUGUUCUGCACUGGAUUUUUAUUGUUCAUAGCUGUACAUGUUUAUUAGAGGAAUUGUGGCACAUGUGAACAACCUUUUUCUGGUACUUGUUUGGAACUUUUGACCCACGCAAAAUGGAUUGUUGUGACAUUUAUAUGACAUUGGUAAGAGCAGUGGAAGACAAAUGGGAUUCUUGAAUCAGAGCUUCUUGGAUGGGAAGCCCUGUUGCUAAGGCAGUUCUCAGACGUCUUAGUGAAUCAACAUUGUGAUGGAGUGUGUCUUGGAAAGAAUUUCAUUUUACAGUUUUGAAGCUAAAACCGAGGUGCGGCAUAUGCAUCUCUCUGUCUUUCAUAUCACUGUCAGCCUCCUUGCAAUGUGAAUUUUGAUGGACUGUCUCGCUUCGCAUUAGGUAGCUUAGCUGCAAUCAUAUAAUACAGAUGAUGCACAUUUGAAAGCAUCUAUUCAGUGACCAAAGGCUUCAGGGAACUAGAUAAAUAUAAGACAGCAUUGUGUAAUUUCAGUGAACUUUUCAAGAGAAUGAGAAAAUUGUGGGUCAUGUGUAAAUAUAUGUGAGGUUCAACAGUAUUUUAAAACUUCCUUGCACACAGAAAACUAUCAUAUUGUGGUGAAGUGUUCAGCCUAGUCUUCUUAACCCAUACGCUAUUUUCCAUGUGCAAGGAAUUUUCUAGUGGGGAAGCAUUUUGAUAUGUGAUGUUCCACCUGCAGGCUGAAGUGGUCCUUUGCAAGGAAACCUUUACCACUUUAUCCUGAAAGUUAGAAAGGGUAAAGUGGUAAAGUUUCCCUUGCCGUUUAUACAAUAAACUGGGCCUGAGAGUAUCAACAUUUCUCCAUUGACACCAAAUUGGCUGUCCUUAACAAUAUGCCAUCUCGAGUGUCCAGGUGAAACGUUUGUGUUGUUGUAAAGCAUUUGUUGGUCCAGCUGCUCUUCUUUUCUCCACACAGUAGCCCCCACUACAAAAGUUGACACAUAUGUCACCUCAUAUUACCAGAGUGACUCCCUUUCUACUUCACCAUACCACAUUAGCAUAAAAGUGACCACUUUCCCCUCUUAGAAUUGUAUGCUUAUGCAUGUUGCUAUGGUAACACAUGGCAAUACACUUUGCAUAUGUGCUUAACAGCUAUGGCUUGUUAAAUGCAGGUGGGAAACCUCUUUCUGGUUCUUCUAUGUUAUACUAAGGAGAUGAGCUUUCUCCCCAUGAUGCUGUGUUGCUUUGGAGUCUUUUGUGCUUUAGGGAAAGGCGCUAGGGGCUUUUAUGGCCAUUCACACCCCUUAAAAUGUUUUCAAAACAUGAUUUGGAGUUAAUCAUUGUCUCGUAAGACCCUUUAUUGCAAAAACUUUUCUGCAAAAGUCUGCUGAGAAGAAAUUGCCAAGAGACAAACAAACUUGUCAGAACUGCAGUUAUUUAGCAAGGUGGUAAAUGUUUAGCACCUUGAAAGGACUGUAAAAAUAGAUGAAGGGAAUGGUUGUGCAUUUCCAACUUUAUAUUCUUAUCUAAUGCUAAUACUGAAGUAAAAUAAAGGGCCUUCAGUGAAAGACAAGAAAAAUAUUUUACUGCAUAGCACACCACUGAGGAUUCUGCCAGACUACCUCUGAAAAGUUGUUUUGUACUUAUUUAUUUUUUACACAUUUUUUUUCCCUGACCCAAAAUCUUUGGAUUGUUCGUGCAUAACUAGCAAUAAAUUCUGGCAUUUAGAUAAUGGGAAACUGGAAGGACAGGAACACUUUUAAAUCUUGGUAGGUCUCAAAUGAGAGGGCUAGUGUUGGAAAGUAGAAAGACGGGAGCUGAAAUGAUAGUCUAUUUGACAAUAUUUCCAUUAAGAAUUAUGUGUCAGUUGACUGUGUGAGAGUUAUGCUACCCCCCAGCCAUACUACAGUGGUGCCUCGCAAGACGAAAUUAAUUUGUUCCGCGAGUUUUGUCGUCUUGCGAUUUUUUUCCUCUUGCGAAGCACGGUGUCGGGAAAGUUUUGGAAAAGCUUCAAAAAUCACCAAAGUCUUUAAAAACCUCAAACAAGGCUACCACACCGCGUUCUAUGAGUUGCUCCUCGAAGUCAAGUUGCAACUGUAUUAACGGUGUUAAGAAAAGGAAACAAACUUGCAAGACGUUUCCGUCUUGCGAAGCAAGCCCAUAGGGAAAAUCGUCUUGCGAAGCAGCUCAAAAAACAAAAAACCCUUUCGUCUAACGAGUUUUUUGUCUUGCGAGGCAUUCGUCUUGCGAGGUACCACUGUACAUUGCAACUCCUUACCCUACAUAUGGGAUGGUAUUGCUGUGCUGAUAUUAAGGUUAGAUUGUAUCUCAUUAUGUUUUUGCAAAGAUUGCCUUUAGUAUCUCUUAGUAUGUUCUUCCAUUUAUGAGCUGUCUAAACUGCGGCAGCCAUUUUUGUUUUGCAUCUAAUUGACAUAAGACAGACCUUCUGACAUAAUUGGUUUAGCUUGCUUUUAGAGGGAUUAAAUCUGUUCUACUGCAGUCACAAGGAUAGUCAGAUACACAGCCUUUGAUGAUAUGCUAAUAAUGACCUUUGCAAGUCAGCCUUUUGUUUUUUUUCUUAAUGUCUGCAUUAGCACUGCCAAUCCUGUCAGCAGUUAACAGUGGAUGCCUAGUGAGUAAUCUUGAAAAUCCCCAUUUGUCAAGCAGCUAUGUCUUUCAAUACUUCUGGUUCUCUGCAGCAGUUUUUCAACUAAGGCAUGUUGUUAAUUGGAUGAAAAAGCAUUCUUAACUGCUGAAUUCUUUUCAAUAGUAUCAAAAGUUCUUUUUUCCCCCACCCUGAGCCGUUGAUUAGCAUGAAAAGGUGUGUUGACCUGAUAUUCCACUCUUUAACCUUUCAGAUCAACACAUACUGUACCUGAUAAAUAGAUGUGCAUGUUGCCCUUCUGCUAGCUGGGGUAUCCAAUGUGGCACCUUCCAGGUAUUUUAGAUUCCAGUUCCCAUCAGCCCAAGCUAACAUUGGUCAGAGAUUAUGGGUGCUGGGGACCACAACAUCUGGAGGGCACCAUGUUGACGAGCCUUAUGCAAGUGGAGCAUGCAGCUUACCAGGACCAGCCCAAAACAUUUUGCUACCUGAGGCAAGUCAACAGUGGAAGGCAAACCUGUCACCCAGCUCUGGGUGGGACGACUCUGGGGGCUGACAUAGCUGAGCUGGAGUAGGGGGUUGGCUGGGUGGGGCCUACACAUCCUGCCACUGCUGCCUUCUCCACCCCAUGGUAGCUUCUGCAAGGAAGCAGCCAGGCUUGGAGCCCUGCCCACGUGGGAGGCAAGAUCUUUGCAGUGCUGAAUCUGCAGCAGAAGUGGCAAAGGUGCAUGAGAACAUUGCUCUCUUUACUUUGUUAUUACUUAGUUGUUAUUUCUGUUUAAGAAUUUCCUGCCUGGCUUGCCUCAGUGCUUUUGUCAUCUGGAGCCAUCAGCUUGUAUGUGAUUUUAUCCUUUACUUAUUGCCUGUGGCAUCUCCAGACUCUCCUUCCCCACUCAUGUGCAAAAGAAGUAUACCCUGUUUUGAUCUGUAAAAUCUCUAUUGAGUCCACAUCCUGUUUCCAUAGUGGCCAGUCAUACGUUUAUGGGAAGCUAUUAGGAUGCACUAGCUUUUACACAUUUCAAAACUUAAGUUUUAUGGAUUUCAUAAGGCAGGGUAAAUCCUCUACCACCACCUGUGGAAGUUUAGCAGAACACCAGUUUUAAUUUGGCACGUCCAAAUUUGUGAAAUAUUCUCAUCAGAACAAUGAAAUGAUUUGGGCAGUGAGGAAGAGCCAAAGAUGCUGGUUAAAAGUCAGAAACAAACUCUCUUCCCUAGCAAUUAGUUGCAUGGCUUAUUUUAUUGCAAAUGAAAUCUCUAUUUUGCUUUCAGACAGCUACUUUGAUCAAUAUACCAUUGAUGUGACACAUGUUUCUAGAUGGUUGGCUUCAGGUCUUGGGCAAGCAUAUUGGCUUCUGAUGUGAUGAAAACUUCUACAAUAAUUCAUUAUGUUGUAGCAGGCCUCUGUUGCAGAAAGUGCUCCACUCCUAUUAUGGGAGAUUCCUUAAUCCCUUCCAUUGUUGCAAAUCUAUCUUCUCUUGCACAUUUUUUUUUUUAAAGUCUGCAAUAUUGUAUUAUACUGCUAGUAUUGCCAGGAGCAACUUCUGGUUCAUUCUUUUUCUUUCUCAGCUGACAAAAGAGGUAUGUCGAAUAGCAUGAUUUAGUUCUGCAACUGCUAUAGUAUGGCAGGGCUGGCAGAACACCUCACCACUGCUCAUUCUCUGCUCUGCCUGGCAUCUGGUUGCAUCUGGCCUGCUGCAACAAAUUUGGCAGAACAUUGGUAGUGCCAGUGCACAUCAUGGUCUAACUGCAUCUCUGUCCCCUGACUGAGUCAGGGGUUUUCCCCAAGAGUUGCAGUCUAUAACACCCUGGGAAAAGUUGACUAGCAGUCAUUCUACACCAGCAACAAGCAAGGGCCCUUUUAGAAGGACCCUUGAUCCUCCUUGCCAUGAGAUGGGUUCUAGAUUGCUACCUGGGUUGUCUCCAUCGUAGUUCUGAUCCUGAUUUGACUGAUACAUCACUUUUGACACAUUAAUGGGUACAGAUUUGGCAAAGUAGUUAGUAGCAGUAGUGGUAAUAAUAAUAAUAAUAAUUAAUAAUAAUAAUGCAUAACAUAUCAUUAGCACUUCUGAGUGUUCAAAGCACUUCCCAUACAUAUUAGAUAUUAAUCAGUUUCAAGAAUUUUGCUUCCCAGGACAGGUGUUAAAUUGCUAUACCUAAGUUACAAAAAUUCUCUCAUCACCAGUUACUGCUACCAGGUAUGAUCACCUUGCCAAUUCUGUAUACUCUUGAGAUCCCCUUGGUAAUGUCACAAACCUCCUUUAUCUCUUCAGUCUUCUGGCCUUUGGGCCCUUAUAGAUGUUUCUGACAACUAAUGAUAGCAUUUCAUGUAUCUGUUAAAGUGGGCCACAGCCCACAAAAGCUUCAGUAGUCUUUAAAUUUGAUAGAUGCCACACAACUCAUUGUUACUGUUGCAAUGGACCACCGUGGCAACAAUGGAUUCUUGUAACUCUUAUAACAACCUUGUAAGGUAUGUAGGUCAGUAAUGGUAUCUCUACAGUGGGGUUAGUGGCCGAGGAUAAAAGAAAGAAGCUUGUCCAAGGCUAUCUGGUGAUUUCAUGACAAAUGAGAUGUUUGAACCAUAGACUUCUAGGUUCAUAGCUCAAUCUCAGUCACUGCACUAGAUGACUAAUAGCACAAUCCUGUGCCUACUUAGAAGUAAGCUUCAUUGACUUCAGUGGGGUUAAUCCUAGGUAAGUGUGUAUAUGCUCACUUAUGUAGGAACAAGUCCUAUUGAACUCACUUCCAAGUAAAUAUAAAUAGGGUUGCCAUAUUUCAAAAAGUGAAAAGUAGUUUUUGAGCUAGGAAAUUCGCCAAAAUCUACACUUCCGACUGUAUAAAUGGACUUAAUAAAUAAUAACUAGUAAAUGGACAAAUAUGUUUGUACUAGAAGUCUUGUAUAGUAGAGUGGUCCUCGGGUUACAGAUGCUUCAGGUUACAGACUCCGCUAACCCAGAAAUAGUACCUCGGGUUAAGAACUUUGCUUCAGGAUGAGAACAGAAAUCGUGUGGUGGCGGCACAGCAGCAGCGGGAGGCCCCAUUAGCUAAAGUGGUACCUCAGGUUAAGAACAGUUUCAGAUUAAGAACGGACCUCCAGAACGAAUUAAGUUCUUAAUCCGAGGUACCACUGUAUCGGAAGCAAUGUUCCUACCUAGAAAAUAGUUUGGUGACAUUUUUAACCCACAACCAUGUAAUUGAGCAAUUGGCCAUUACGUUACUUUAAGAUCUGCUUGAGCGUUAUCUUUUCAUGAUAUGCUGCUAGGUGCAUAGUUGUCUACAGCUGUUCAGAUCAUCUAAUCUAAUUUACUCUGUCAAGGAUUCCAGGAAAGCAUGAGUUGCCAGCAUGGGCUUUGUGUAAGUGUGCAAUUUUAUUUUGAAGCCACAGCUCUGGGAGAGUGGGUAAACCCCCUCACUGUAGGUUUCAUGCACCAGUAAAAAGUUUCCCUAAUUUUACCAAGAAUAACUGCCUGAGAACAACUUUUUGCAAUCUAGAAUGGAUCAUCAGUCAUCCAUCCCACUUGAGAGCUGUGAGCCACUCCAUCAACUUUUUUAAUUUCAAAAGACAGUAACACAAUUAGAUGUGCAUUUAAAACUGUCAAGGUUAAUCAAUUAUCCUCUGUGUUAAGUUUACCAAUAAAAACAAGUUGUCCCUUCUGAAUAAUAUAUACAUGAUUAAAUUUACAAAGGUGAAAAUGCCUGAGGCUGACAUUUUUUAAAUCUUCUACCAAUGCUCCUGUGCAAUCUGCUAGUCACCCAAAGGAGACCUAUUACAGUCUCUCAACUUGCAUACAGUAGUAAAAGAUGAAGCAAAAGUUAAGCUUAUCUGAAUAAGCUUUUUUGUAGAAAAUUGUAAGCAUAAAUUAGUAUGUAAUUCCAAAAUCACUUUGUCCAAUGUACCAAAAUAAAUAAUUAGACUGUGCACAGGAAAAAAUCACUUAUGCCUGUGUAUUUAAAUUAGUUUAAUGUAAGUUAAUGAGACUGAGCUAUCGUAUUCAUCGUUACUGCUACUGAUUUUUAAUAUGCAUGUACUUGGAAGAACAGGACUUACUGGAAUACUGGAAUACUUACUGUUAACAAUUAACUUUGCCAAAACCAAAAUUGUACAUUUUAACCGCUCCUUUAGGAAGGAUAAUUGGAGCGUAAAGGGAAACGCCAUUGAACAGACUAAGACCUUCCAAUACUUAGGCAUUACUUUCUCUUAUAAUGCCAAAUUCUCAACACACUUGACCACAUCAGCUAUAUCAGCAGAAAGAAGUGCAAAUGCUAUCCUUAGAUUAUUCAGAAGGAAAGGAGCUGGCUUCCUCCCGAUGGCCCUAACAGUCUUUCAGGCAAAAUCUUUAGCCCAACUUCUAUAUGGCUCUCAAAUUAGCCCCUCUGCCAACCUUAAGACCCUUGAAACAGUACAAUCUAAAUUCUUAAGAUCAUUAUUUGCUACUCCUAAGUGUACACCUAAUGCAGUUUUAAGGCAAGAGGCAGGACUGCCCAGAGUGGAAUUAAAAGUAUGGGAACAAGCAAUAUCCCUCUGGCUGAAAAUCCAUUACAAUCCUAAGGGUCUAUUACCUUGCUUCCUGGCCGCAGUUCCCUAUCCUCCUUGGCUUAUGCAAAUAACUAACAAGAUCAAACAAAUUGGCCUAAACCCUGAAAAUAUUUUUAUUGGAACUCUGAACAAGGCAAAAGCUACUAUCACUCGGAGACUUUAUGAUAUCGAAUUACAACAAGAAGGCGCCCUACUCCCAGAGACGUAUAGAUGUUUAAAAGCUUGGCCUAAUUUUGCAGCUGCCCUUACUUAA